This is a messenger RNA of Penicillium bovifimosum, 1329 nucleotides long. Its product is annotated as methionine aminopeptidase 2. Gene Ontology annotation, biological process: proteolysis. The transcript has 7 exons. The coding region runs from base 1 to 1329 and encodes 442 amino acids. Lineage: Eukaryota; Fungi; Ascomycota; Eurotiomycetes; Eurotiales; Aspergillaceae. The record is from RefSeq and is a predicted model, not a curated record. Gene Ontology annotation, molecular function: metalloaminopeptidase activity.
AUGGCGGCCCAGACUACAGAAAAGCUGGAUAAGUUGGACUUGAACGGCCAACCAAACCCCACCGAAAACCAGGUCCCCGCGGAAGCGGAGGAGGACUCGGAAGACGGCGAGGAUGCCGCAGAAGCUGGAGCUGCUGGAGCCAGUUCAAUUGCAGCCGACAAGAAGAAAAAGAAGAGAAAGCCCAGAAAGAAGAGCAAGAAGAAGGGUGGUGCCAAGGUCCAGAGCGAGCCACCUCGCGUGCCCGUAUCCGACCUUUUCCCCAAUGGCGAUUACCCCGAGGGCGAGAUCGUUGAAUACUUGAACGACAAUGCCUACCGCACUACCAAUGAAGAGAAGCGAUACCUCGAUCGCAUGAACAAUGAUUUCCUGAAGGAAUACCGUCAAGGUGCCGAGGUCCACCGUCAAGUCCGCCAGUACGCUCAGAAGAACAUCAAGCCCGGUCAGACUUUGACUGAGAUCGCGGAGGGUAUCGAGGAUGCAGUGCGCGCUCUGACAGGCCACUCGGGUCUGGAAGAGGGGGAUAACCUCAAGGGCGGCAUGGGCUUCCCUUGCGGUCUUAGCAUCAACCACUGUGCUGCGCAUUACACGCCCAAUGCAGGCAACAAGAUGGUUCUGAACCAAGGAGACGUGAUGAAGGUCGACUUCGGUGCUCAAUUGAACGGUCGCAUUGUGGACAGUGCUUUUACUAUGUCCUUUGAUCCGGUGUAUGACCCGCUCCUUGCUGCUGUCAAGGAUGCCACCAACACAGGUAUUCGGGAAGCUGGUAUUGAUGUCCGUAUGAGUGAUAUCGGUGCUGCCAUUCAAGAAGCCAUGGAGAGUUAUGAAGUCGAAAUCAAUGGUACGAUGUACCCCGUCAAGUGUAUUCGCAACUUGAACGGCCACAACAUCGAGCAACACCUCAUUCACGGCGGAAAGAGUGUGCCCAUUGUGAAGAGCAGCACCGACCAAACCAAAAUGGAAGAGGGCGAAGUUUUCGCCAUCGAGACUUUCGGCAGUACUGGAAAGGGUUACGUGCGAGAGGAAAUGGAAACCUCCCACUACGCUCUCGCUGCUGAUGCUCCUAAUGUCCCCCUGCGUCUUUCCUCGGCCAAAAAUCUGUUGAAUGUGAUCAACAAGAACUUCGGCACCCUUCCCUUCUGCCGCCGUUACCUUGACCGUCUGGGUCAAGACAAAUAUCUCCUUGGUUUGAACAACUUGGUUCAAUCAGGCAUCGUCCAAGAUUAUCCUCCACUCUGUGAUAUCAAGGGCUCAUACACUGCCCAAUAUGAACAUACGAUUGUGUUGCGUCCGACUGUCAAGGAGGUUAUCAGUCGUGGUGACGACUACUGA